AUGGCUCGAGUAGCCAACGAACUUAUUUCGGCUCCGCCACUGUCUGGUUAUUCAAGUGAAAAGGAAAUGGUUGAUCUGUUACUUGAUGCUCUAAAGUCGGUAUUACUCGGUGAUUCGUAUUCCGUCGAGCAAGAAUCGACACUUGAUUACGAUGAUGUCCAAGACGAAGACGAAAAAUAUGAAGAAGGUGUACAAGAUGUGCAGAUGAGAAUUCGAUUAUCUUCGUCGAAUUAG
Didymodactylos carnosus is the source of this 234-nucleotide messenger RNA. The record is from the annotation of a GenBank genome assembly. NCBI's taxonomy places the organism in Eukaryota, Metazoa, Rotifera, Eurotatoria, Philodinida, Philodinidae.